Calypte anna (Anna's hummingbird) is the source of this 909-nucleotide messenger RNA. Its product is annotated as homeobox protein NANOG. NCBI's taxonomy places the organism in Eukaryota, Metazoa, Chordata, Aves, Apodiformes, Trochilidae. Gene Ontology annotation, biological process: regulation of transcription by RNA polymerase II. Bases 1 to 909 code for a protein of 302 amino acids. The record is from RefSeq and is a predicted model, not a curated record. The transcript is spliced from 4 exons. Gene Ontology annotation, molecular function: DNA-binding transcription factor activity, RNA polymerase II-specific; RNA polymerase II cis-regulatory region sequence-specific DNA binding.
AUGUGCGCACAUUUGGCUCUGCCCCCCUACCAGGCAUACCCAAGCGGGGCUGGCAUGGGGUACCUGGAUUAUUACUGGAACUCGGCAGGGGAGGCAGGACAUGGUCCCUCUGCGGCUGGGCCAGCAGGAGCCUCCAGUACCAGUCCAUCUCCGGAGACGGGAGGGAAGAGGCAGGCGGCAGAUGUAUCCCCAGGUUUGUCCAGCUCUGGGAAUUUCAGUCAGUUAACACCAGAUUCGGCCACCAGUCCACAUUCAGCAUCAUUAUCCCCACAACCUACGGCUAAGUCUCAGAAGGGCGGAGAAGAUGGUAUGGAGGGGGUGAGGAAGGCCAAGAGCCGCACAGCUUUCUCUAAGGAGCAGCUGCAAACCCUGCACCAGCGGUUCCAGAGCCAGAAGUACCUCAGCCCCCAGCAGAUCCGGGAGCUGGCAGCUGCCCUGGGGCUCACCUACAAGCAGGUGAAGACUUGGUUCCAGAACCGGAGGAUGAAGCUGAAAAGGUGUCAGAAGCAUAGCUUGUGGGCUGAACGAGCUCAGUGCCUCACACAAAGUGGCUUCCAGCCAAGUACUUACCUGGACAUGCACCCCAAAUUUCACCAGGGCUACCCAGUCACUGCAGCCAACAACAUCCAGACCAUGCCUCCCUCCCAUCAACACUACGGAGCAGGGCAGAACGCUUACACAAUUAUGACCAGCGAGGAUGGAGGAGUCUUUGGCAAAGGUGGGAGCACUUGCAGAGUCCAGCAGACAGUGGGCUUCAUCGCUCAGCACAAAGUAGACUUUUAUCACAGCUAUCCUGGCAGUAUGGAAUAUCCAGCCACAAAGACAGGUGAUGGCUGUAACUUUCACCACUCAGCCACCAUGGGGGCUCCGUUCCCAGCCACUGCUGGCCACCAUCUCUAUCAUUCCUAA